This is a messenger RNA of Brassicogethes aeneus, 1320 nucleotides long. The record is from the annotation of a GenBank genome assembly. Lineage: Eukaryota; Metazoa; Arthropoda; Insecta; Coleoptera; Nitidulidae.
AUGCAAACAAAUAUACCUAUUAGGUUGCAGAUUCACCAAGAGGGAAGGGUCCACAGGAUUCAGGUCAGAACCCUAUUUGAUGGUGGGGUGAAACAAAAUGAAAUAAAAGAAACUCUUUUGACUGCGGUGUGCCAAAAGUGUUGCCAGCAAAAUCAAAAAAGAAUACAAGAUAUAGCUAAGAAUUACUCUACUCAGUUUCGUAGAAGAUGGCUUGCAGUAAAUAGAACUAAGCAUGUUUUUUUCAGCAAAAAUGAAAAUUGGUUGAAGAAGUUUUUGUUUUUGAACUGCAUUUCUGGCAAGCAUCCUGAUGGUGUUGGAAGACCAAAAUUAGAAUUUGAACAGCUCACCUACAGCGGUAAAUUUCGAAGAACUGAAAAUUUAAGAAAAUCAGAUAGUAAUGAACUUCUGUUUGCAGUUCAGAUGAACUUGAAAGCCAAUGGCAAAAAAACGACCGCUAAAAGUAUUCGCAACCUUGUUCAGAAAAAUAAUAUUCCGAACGAACCUGAUGGCAGUAAAAGCCAAUUGAGCAGUGAAAGAGCCCUGGCUUUGACAGUGGAUGCUAGAUUAUCUAAAAGACAGUAUCAAGAGUUAAGAAAUAUAGCAAAGGAAAAUAACUCCAAUCUCUAUCCUCCAUAUAACCAAAUUAGAGAAGCCAAAAAGUUGUGCUAUCCUAACGAUAUUACAGCCACUGACCAUUCUGUCUCCGUGAAACUUCAGUCAUUACUGGAUCAUACGACUUGUAGAUUACUUUCAACUCUAGAAUUGGAUGGUUUUAAAAGCUUGAAGAAAUGUGAAUUAAUUAUGAUUUCAAAAUGGGGUAUGGAUGGUAGUUCUGGCCAAAAAGAGUACAGGCAGGCUUUUGAAAGUAAUUAUUCAGAUAAAAAUUUACUUUUGACAUGUUUGGUUCCACUGCAGAUAUACACUUGGAAUAAAAAAAAUGAAAAGAUUUUAAUUUGGAAUAAUCCUAUGCCUUCAUCCACAAGGUAUUGCAGACCAUGUAAAAUACAAUUUUUAAAAGAAAAUAUUGAAGUAUCAAAAAGCGAAUAUGCCGUUAUGCAAGCCGAAAUUGACAAUUUAAUGCCAACAAAGUUUCUAAUAAAUAAACAUCAUUAUAAUAUAAAACAUGAACUUUACAUGACAAUGAUCGACACAAAAAUGAUAAAUUCUUUAACUGAUACUUCGUCGCAAAAAUGCUAUUUAUGCGGGGCUGCACCAAAUGAAAUGAACGACAUAGAAAAGGUCUCUAAAAAACCUAUAAAAGAUGAAUAUCUAAAAUUCGGGAUCACAUCUCUCCACAUUUGGAUACGAUCCUUUGAAUGA